AUGUAUUGCACUCUCGCCGUGAAUCAGCGUAAAUUUAACAUUCUCUCCCUCGGUACUGUGGCGAAACAUACUGAGCUGGAGAAGGCGAUGGCUGCACGCCUGUGUGGUGAUGUGGACUGUAUAGCCACAGUGGGCGACCUGUGGCACCACAUUCGCGACCAGGUGACGGCUGCUGCCGAGGAGACCAUCGGGCGCGCACACUGUAAGCGGCCUGAUUGGUUUGAUGACAACAAUGUGACGAUUGGCGCAUUGUUGUCAGAGAAGAAUGCAGCAUUUGCUGCACAUGUUGCAGACCCCAGUGACUUGGGGAAGGAGAGUCAGUUUCGCAAACUUCGACGGCGACUGACCCGAGAGCUCCGUCGCAUUAAAAAUGCAUGCUGGAUGGAGAAGGCGAAGCAGAUGGAAUGCUACGCCGAACGCCGUCAACACAAAGAAUUCUUUGACUCGUUGAAGGUGGUUUAUGGACCGAGAUUGGAGCCGCUGAGGACACUGAUCGAUGGUAGUUCAGGCGCUACCUGCACCCAGACUGCAGACAUAAUGCAGGUCUGGCGGAAACACUUUGACUGUCUCUUGAACAACCGUUCGGAGAUCGACUGGCCUACAUUGAACGGUCUGAAGCAGCACGAUGUGAAGGCGGAUCUGGCGGAUACGCCGAUCCUGGAUGAGACGCAGAGAGCACUUGCUCAGCUGCGAAACGGCAAAUGUGCCGGAGGUGACGGGAUCCCACCUGAAGUAUUGAAACACGGUGGACCCGCGUUGUUGACUGCGCUGCACCACUUGGUGCAACGCGUGUAG
This is a messenger RNA of Dicrocoelium dendriticum, 795 nucleotides long. The record is from the annotation of a GenBank genome assembly. Lineage: Eukaryota; Metazoa; Platyhelminthes; Trematoda; Plagiorchiida; Dicrocoeliidae.